This is a messenger RNA of Ruditapes philippinarum (Manila clam), 2132 nucleotides long. RefSeq names its product acetylcholine receptor subunit alpha-like. Bases 128 to 1873 code for a protein of 581 amino acids. The transcript has 2 exons. The record is from RefSeq and is a predicted model, not a curated record. Gene Ontology annotation, molecular function: acetylcholine-gated monoatomic cation-selective channel activity; transmembrane signaling receptor activity. NCBI's taxonomy places the organism in Eukaryota, Metazoa, Mollusca, Bivalvia, Venerida, Veneridae. Gene Ontology annotation, cellular component: postsynaptic membrane; neuron projection; synapse. Gene Ontology annotation, biological process: signal transduction; chemical synaptic transmission; regulation of membrane potential.
UUCAUUGAUCACGAAAUGAAACCCGAUUGAACUGGAGAAUUUCAACGAACAUUUAAACAUUUGUUCAAAGAGUUACAAGUAAAAAGAUAUAUAUGUUUUGCAUUUGUUAUUUGUCAUCGUAAACAAAAUGUUUAAAUUAGGAUGGCUGCUUGUAACGAUGUUCUUUAUGUACCAAAAUACUUCUUGGGUACGUGCUGGUACAGAAGCUGAAAUGCGGGCACUACUAGCGGCAAAACUAAACAGCUCAGAUUAUUCUCCAAGGGUUCGUCCAAUCAAAGACACCGGCAACGUUAUGACCCUUACAGUAGAUAUGUACCUCGUGGGCAUUAACGGUGUUGAUGAGGUUGAACAGAAGAUAACUACCACGGCAUACAUGAAGAUUGUAUGGGCAGAUAGCUUCAUGACAUGGACCCCAGCGGAUUAUGGUAACAUUACACAGUUCACCCUCCCACAGGAGGAUAUUUGGAAACCUGAUCUUGCUCUAGCAAAUGCUUACGACACAAUAACCGGUCUCGGAGAUUCGUUUAUGUAUCUUACUAUAACACAUGAUGGCAAUAUAACUUGGGAACCGUAUCAAGUUUUUGAUAGCACGUGUAACAUUGAUAUGACAUACUUUCCGUUUGAUUCACAGACAUGUGAUUUGCAAUUAGUCACGUGGUCUAGUACCAGAGAAAUGAUAAGCAUUGUAACUGGCGAUGACGGAUUCAAUAUUGAUGCUUAUGAAGAGAACGCAAACUGGAAAAUGUUGGGUGUGUCUACGUUUGAUUCUUCAACAGCAUCUACAUCCGGGUUAUCGUUUUCAAUACGAAUUCGCCGGAAACCGAUUUAUUAUCUUCUAAACUUCAUGAUACCCAUUGUGUUACUUUCAUUUCUGAAUAAUUUUGUAUUUGUGUUACCAUGUGAUUCCGGGGAGAAGACUGGUUACGCUAUUGUCCUGUUUUUAUCUUUUGCCAUAUUUCUGUUGAUAGUUACAGAGAUAAUGCCAGAAGGAAUGAACACUGUCCCUAUCAUAAGUAGCUAUUUACUGGUUGAAUGCAUCUUCAGUACAAUAAUAGUAUUCAUAACCAUUAUUCAGCUUCGACUUCAUAACCAGGGUGAUGAUACUCCUAUCCCGAACUUUUUAAUCGUUUUAACAACGUUCAUCCAGGGGAUAAAAGCAAAAGUAUGCGGUAUCUGUUGUACUUCUGAAGUUCAAAAAGAAAGCGACAACGAUAAUGGCGAUGAAACCCCUGUUAAAAUUCCCCUUUCGGCUUUAAAUCAACAGUCAGAUUACUCUAAAACUAUUGAAAAGUCGGGGAGGAAAUUGAAAGAAAUUGCACAAUCGGACGGAAAUACCGUUGAAAAGCCUUCGCUUAGCAGUAAAGCUAAGAAAAGAAUGUGUUGCGGUGCAAAAAGUCUCGAAAGUGAUGAGAGUGAAAUGAAGGAGAUGAUUUGGAAAGAGGGUUCGAGCGAGACUGCUACAGAAUUGAAAACUGAAAGUUCAAAGACCUCUUUCAGACUAGCAGAUAUACUCGGCAAUGAAAACAGAGUAGCCCCGGACGCUUUCUUUAAUAAACCACAAUCAGUCGGGCCUAUCUAUGAUGGGGAACUGGCUAUUGAAGACGUUGACGAAAUCGGUGACAUAGUACAAAAACCAAAAAUGGCCAAUGUACAAAUGGGUCUUAGACAAGGAGGUUACCGUCAAUUUAGGACACCAGAACCAAAAGAGCCGAUGAACGAUUCAAUAUCUGUAAAUUCGUCAAAUGGGGAUUCCUCUGACGAAAUGUCGUGGCCGGAAGUUGUCUUGGCGUUAGAUAACUUGUUUUUUGUCUUGUUUCUUGUUGUCAACACUCUUGCAACCCUUAUUGCGUUCGCCGUAUCGGGGGCAAAUUGAUAUUUAUAGGUAUAUUCAGUCUUUUUGAUAAUGAAAUAGUGGAUUCUUCAAAGUUCAAUGUAGUUGCGAAUUUGUAAAAUGGAUUAUAAGGUGUGUCUUUAUCACAAAUAUGACGAUGUUAUUGGGUGAUCUGUUAAUCUCUUAAAUACAUGUAAACGUAUAUUAACUUUAUCUUUAAAUAUGAAAAAAGGUUUAUAUCAUCAGCUAUAUACAUAUUAUGUACAUGUAUAUGAUAAAAAAAUAAAGUAUUUAACACUUA